This is a messenger RNA of Gryllus bimaculatus (two-spotted cricket), 341 nucleotides long. Lineage: Eukaryota; Metazoa; Arthropoda; Insecta; Orthoptera; Gryllidae. The record is from the annotation of a GenBank genome assembly.
AAUACCUGUCAUCUGCCUGUCAUUCUUUGUCGGCUCUAAGACCAUGUGCUGUCAAAAUAACGCAUAUCGCGUUUUAGCGUUUUGUGGGUUAUUAAAGAUAAUUAAUUAAUUGGUGCAUUCAUAGAUUAACAGGCCCAAUGGAUGUAUCUUCCUUGAUAGAAGUGGUUAUAAAAACAGAGGACGAUGAUGAAGAGGAAAUAUCUAGCAAAAAUGAGUAUGAUAACAACAAAAAGGAAUCUGUCACUUCAGCUUGUACUGAAUGCGACAGGCCGUUUGCUGUCACCCUUCCGUAUAUCAAGGCAGAGCAAGCACUGGAGGAAGGGGGUGCGGAGCUGAAGGCA